CUAAAUGAAGUCAUGCGUGUAAUGUGCUCCUGCCCAGCAGGUAGAAUGUGGGUCCAUGAGUGUCAAAGGGUGUGAGCAGGCCAGCAGCCGGAUGCCCGGGCCCACUGGGCGGGCCGGCGGCCGCCUGCGGGAUGAGCAGACUGCUGGGGGGGACGCUGGAGCGCGUCUGCAAGGCUGUGCUCCUUCUCUGCCUGCUGCACUUUCUCGUGGCCGUCAUCCUCUACUUUGACGUCUACGCCCAGCAUCUGGCCUUCUUCAGCCGCUUCAGUGCCCGUGGCCCUGCCCGUGCCCUCCACCCAGCUGCCAGCAGCAGCACCAACUGCUCUCGGCCCAACGCCACUGCCCCCAGCUCUGGGCUGCCUGAGGUCCCCAGUGCCCAGCCUGGCCCCACGGCUCCUGUCCUGCCACCGUGUCCUGACUUGCCACCUGGUCUUGUUGGCCGGCUGCUGAUCGAGUUCACCUCACCCAUGCCACUGGAGCGGGUGCAGAGGGAGAACCCAGGCGUGCUCCUGGGCGGCCGCUAUACACCACCUGACUGCACCCCAGCUCAGACGGUGGCGGUCAUCAUCCCCUUUCGACACCGGGAGCACCACCUGCGCUACUGGCUCCACUACUUGCACCCCAUCUUGAGGCGGCAGCGGCUGCGCUAUGGCGUCUACGUUAUCAACCAGCAUGGUGAGGAAACUUUCAACCGGGCCAAGUUGCUCAACGUGGGCUUCCUAGAGGCGCUGAAGGAGGACGCUGCCUAUGACUGCUUCAUCUUCAGCGACGUGGACCUGGUCCCCAUGGAUGACCGCAACCUGUACCGCUGCGGUGACCAGCCCCGCCACUUCGCCAUUGCCAUGGACAAAUUUGGCUUCCGGCUGCCCUAUGCUGGCUACUUCGGAGGUGUGUCAGGCCUGAGUAAGGCCCAGUUUCUGAGAAUCAAUGGCUUCCCCAACGAGUACUGGGGCUGGGGUGGUGAGGACGAUGACAUCUUCAAUCGGAUCUCUCUGACUGGGAUGAAGAUCUCACGCCCAGACAUCCGAAUAGGCCGCUACCGCAUGAUCAAGCACGACCGGGACAAGCAUAACGAGCCCAACCCUCAGAGGUUUACCAAGAUCCAAAACACGAAGCUGACCAUGAAGCGGGAUGGCAUCGGGUCAGUGCGGUACCAGGUCUUGGAGGUGUCUCGGCAACCUCUCUUCACCAACAUCACAGUGGACAUUGGGCGGCCCCCAUCAUGGCCCCCUAGGGGCUGACACUAAUGGACACAGGCUCUUAGUGCCGAGGAUUGCCUGCCAGAAGACUGACCUACAGUCUGGCUGGUGGCUGCUCUGUGGAGGACCCCCAGGACUGAGACGUGGGCUCUGCUGUCUGAGGGUCUUCAAUAGGCCCCAGCUAUACAUGGAAGUUACAUCCCCCACUUUGGGGGGAUGCCAGCCUGGGCAGGCCCCACAAGUGUGGUCCUCUCUGGGGUCAACCCUCCUUCCUGCCCCACUCUCCCCAGCCCAGCCACCCUCACUGUCAGGGUCAGGCCAGCCCCUGCACUGCCUCGCGGAGUGGCCUGGGCUAGGUCACUCCACCUCUCUGUGCCUCAGUUUCCCCCCUUGAGUCCCCUAGGGCCUGGAAGGGUGGGAGAUAUGACUAGGGGCAGUGUCUCUUCCAGGGGGAGUUCUCAGACCCGAGGAUCCCCCAUGCUCCCAGGGGAGGGGAAACCUUUUUCAUUCAACAUUGUAGGGGGCAAGCUUUGGUGCACCCCCUGCUGAGGAGCAGCCCCCAGGAGGGGACCAGAGGGGAUGCUGUGUCGCUGCCUGGGAUCUUGGGGUUGGCCUUUGCAUGGGGGGCGGGUGGAGCUUGGAUCAGUCUGUCUGGUUCCCGCCUCCCUGUCUCAGAGAGGAGGCAGUAGCCCCAGGGCCGGCUCGUGUUUGUACAUUGCACAGAAACUUGUGUGGGUGCUUUAGUAAAAAACGUGAAUGGAGCA
This is a messenger RNA of Galeopterus variegatus (Sunda flying lemur), 1963 nucleotides long. RefSeq names its product UDP-Gal:betaGlcNAc beta 1,4- galactosyltransferase, polypeptide 2 (gene B4GALT2). Gene Ontology annotation, molecular function: glycosyltransferase activity. The transcript is spliced from 8 exons. Gene Ontology annotation, biological process: carbohydrate metabolic process. Lineage: Eukaryota; Metazoa; Chordata; Mammalia; Dermoptera; Cynocephalidae. The record is from RefSeq and is a predicted model, not a curated record. Bases 132 to 1241 code for a protein of 369 amino acids.